CUUAUGCUACGUCACUUUGUGUAAACUACAAAUACCACAAUUCCAUUGCUGGGCGAAAAGUUUCUCACUAAAUUUGGUAUAACCUGUCCUAUACUGUAAAUUGCUGCUACAUACACUUUGCGAACAUGUAAAAAUAUAUUAUAUAAGCUUGCAAUCCAAAUGCAUGCUCAUGUAGCCUACGAGCGACCAUGGCAUAUCCCACGCACAGACCGGAUAUUUUUCGUUGGAAAACGACGAAGACUAAAACGCCAGGCAGUAAUAAUAAGGUGCAGCUGAAUGAGAAUGACAUAAAGCAGUGGGUGAAGAGGGUGGAGAAGGCUUCAGAGUUUGCUGUAGCUGAGGUGUUUUCCAUCAAGAAACCAUGUGGUGGUAAAAACAGUAUGACGCUGCAGACUGUAGAGCAGCUACAGGAUCAUGAUGAUGCGUACAGUGAAGCUCAGUCCAUUCUAAGUGAAUGGAUGAACCAGAAGUUACGUCUGGAGCUUGAAAUGGGCGAUGACGAGGAGGAAGAGGAGAUGGAAGAAUCCAAACAACUUGUUAAAACCACACAAUCCAGCUAUAAUAACUUUGAUGACAUGUACUUUCACCUAGCACAGGAAGAGGAGAACUCUGUAGUGCACAAUUUCCUCCAGGACCUGAUGGAAACCGAGGUUUUGGACAUGGGGAUAGUGGAGGACCUUAAAGUAAACUCUAAUCAGAAUAAGAAGAGAUGGAGGGACCCUAGUAUUACCAUGGAGGUGCGUCACAAGCAGGUAAAGGAGAACCGCACGCGCAGAGACGCUGAACGUGACAAACUGCAAAAAGAAAAGGAAGCGCUAAGGGAGGCGCGAGAGGAGGCAUGGCAACUGGAAAAGGAGAAGCAGCGAAAGAAGCGGCAGGAGGCACGCAGACAAGAAGAACUGAUUCAGCAGGAGAUGAUUCGCCUACGCAGAGAGAUGGAGGAGAAGAGGAGUGUGGAGCAGCUUGCACGAAACAUGGAGAGGGAAAGGCUUCAGAAACAAAGGGCCACUGAAAACUCUCUCAUUCCAAAACAUCAUAAUUCCACACAGAAGAAACAGAACAAAGACCUUCAACUUAAGCUGAAGAAACUGGAAGCCAAAGUUCACCUUCUCAAUUUGCAGUGCAUGCACAGGCAUUUUACGGCAUGGUACUCAGUGAUAUUGGAAAGAAGGGUGCGCAUGGGGAAGGCAGCGGCGCUGUGUGAUUGGAGGAGGCAGCUGAAAGCGUGGCGGGCAUGGCGGGCUCUCGUCUGGGCCAGAAGAGAGGAGAAAGAGGCUGAAAGGACUGAAGAGGAGCUAAGACUGGAGCACAGGCGCUGUCAGCAGGCAGUGGAGAGUCACCGCAGGAGGCUUUUGAGGCACUGCCUCAGUGAUUGGCGUGUGUGGUGUCAAGUAGAACGGCAUCGCAAGGAGCUUCUCCAACAACAAGAAACAACUCGGCAGAAAAUGGCUGCUUUGAUCAAUGCGGCAGCUUCUAGGAAACUAGGGGCAGAAAAAUCUCCACCAGUUACUAAUACACCUGAAACACUCAGUCCUACACUAACAAAGAGUGCCUCGGGGGGAAACUCCAGCAGCCACACCAACCAAACAGCAGCUCUUCCCCAUCCUGCAGUACAAGCCAUGGAGGAACGAGCACAGCAGCGCGCUGAGCACAGGAGAGAGAUAGAGGAGCGGAGGAGACAAAAGCAGGAGGAGAAACUGGCUCAAAUGAAGGCAGCUGAGGAGGAAAAACUCAGAGCUGAGGAAGAGGAGAAACUAAAGGAGAUAGAGAGGAAGAAGGAAGAGAAGAGGCAGCAAAGAAAGAGGGAACUUGAGAAACAGAAGAGAGCAGAACGGGAACAGGAACUGUCAAAGCGGGCGGCCCAGCACUACCUCAGAACCCUGUUACUGCGCCGAGGCCUGGCACCAUGGAAAAGCCUGCUGGAGCAAAGCCAUGUCAACACACAGAGCGCGGUGGAUCAUUACACAGUGGCUCUGCAGAGACGCUGCUUCUGCUCCUGGCUUCAGUCUGUGGAUGAGGCCCAUGCAGAGAGAGAGGCCAGCGCCAACCAGCUGUAUCACCGGAUCUUACUUCAGAGGGCUGUGUGUAGCUGGAAAAGGCUAAAAGAUCUGCGCUUUAUACUGGAAGCACGAGCCGAGCGGUUUCACAGGACACGGACCCAGAGGAAGGUGUUCAUGGCCCUGCUGGAUCACGCUACAGAGGAGCAAAUCACAGCCUGGGACAAUGAGCAACGGGCAGAGCAGCACAACAGCAGGAGAGCUGUCAAGAAGUGUUUUGCUGGCUGGAGGCGACUUCCUGUUGUCUUGCGAGAAGAGAAGGAAAGAGAGGCACGCAGAGAGCAGCUCAGACGUAAAGUGGCGGAGAUUUUGCCCGACUUCCGCUCCUCCCCUAUGGACUCCCUGUGGCGCUCCGUAAAUCCUCUUUAACGGCACACACACACACACACAUAGGCUUUACAUGACAUCAAAUGACAUUGAAAACAUCUGCAGCUUGAUGAGCCUCUGUGUUUAAUCAUUUUACGCUCGUUUAUUUUUCCAUGCUAGUUUAAUUGAACUACUUGUAGAAUGAAAUGCAUUACAUUAUAAAGCCGUCUCACAUGAGACAAAUGAACUUCCCGAUUCUGAA
Molecule: messenger RNA, 2625 nt
Organism: Sinocyclocheilus grahami
Lineage: Eukaryota; Metazoa; Chordata; Actinopteri; Cypriniformes; Cyprinidae
Product: coiled-coil domain-containing protein 191-like
Exons: 15
Coding region: 189-2426 (745 amino acids)
Source: RefSeq, a predicted model, not a curated record